UUUUUCCGCGGACGGGUCGCCCCCGCUCACCCCGAAGCCACGCAGAGACCCCUGCGAGGUGGGCGAGGAGCGGCCUCCAGGCCGAGGGAAGGCUGCAGGCUCCUGUGCAGACAGUGCCUUCGCUCAACAUAAACAGCAUGUGAGCUAGCUGGGGAUAGAUAAGCAACAACUCCACUUAACGCCUCUGGCUGAGUGACUUGCCAAAGAGCCCAUUGCUGUCAUGCAUGGUUAUCUGUGGUUGGCUGAGUUGUGAUAUCAUUAGCCGUGUGUGCCAGUUUGUUGACCUUGUCUCAGAGCAGAGGAGGCUGCUGAAGGCUCAGCUUUCUAACACUUUUAUCAGACCUGUUGCUGCUGAGGAAGAAAUUUUGGUGGCUUUUUUCUUCUGAAGAAUGUAACAAACAUAACAGGAAACUAGAAAGUCAUUGGUUAGCACACUGGGAGAUCUUAUUGAUGUAGAGUCAAUCAUAUGAAAGUGGGAACAACUACAAAGGGUGAAAUACUAUGAAGCUAGUGCACAAUCCGGAGCUGCAGUUUUGACCUUUGACUUACUUGUUCCUGUUUGGUCAGAGAUGGAAGCAGAUUCAACUGUCCCAAUUUGGCAGAACAAACCUUAUGGCUCGGCACGCAGCUUUGUGAGAAAGAUUGGGACAAACCUUCCUUUGAAACCGUGUCCUAGAGCAUGCUUCCAGGAAUUACCUAAUGUUUCAGAUCUUUAUUUAAAUGACACACCCCCUGUCCCCACUCUGGCAGAUGUAGCAUGGAUAGCUUCAGAUGACGAAGAAACAUAUGCUAGAGUCAGGACAGACACUCGUCCACUAAAGCACAAAUGGAAGCCCACGCCACUUUUUGUUAUUCAGCGGAAUGCCUCUGUCCCAAAUUUGAGAAAGCAAGAAGAAAAGCUGCUGGCUUUGAAGAAACCAGGUUUACCCGCUUUGAGUCGGACAACAGAACUCCAAGAUGAACUGAGCCGUCUGCGUAGUCAGAUUGCUAAGAUUGUAUCAGCAGAGUCAGCUUCCACUUCAUUAACACCUGAUUUAUUAUCACCAGGAAGUUCAAAUGUCUCUUCUCCCUUACCUUGUUUUGGAUCCUCAUUCCAGUCUACAACUUCCUUUGUCAUUAGUGACAUUACAGAGGAGGAGGCAGAAUUAGAAAGCCCAGAGCUUCCAUCCGUUUCCAUGCUUUGUUCUGCAACCUCUGAAUGUUGUAAAGCAGACCCAAAGGAUUCCGACGACGAAGAUUCGGUGUCCCUGUCCAAGGCCAGCAGUUUUGCCGAUAUGAUGGGCAUUCUUAAAGACAUUCAUAGGAUGAAACAGAACAAAGACUUGAACAGAACUUUACUGAAAGAGGAGGAUCCUGCAGUUCUUAUAGCAGAGGUUUUAAGAAGAAAGUUUGCCUUGAAGGAUGAAGAUGUAAACAUGAAGAACUAAAAUUAUGCUCAUGGUUACCCUGUAAAGCAAAUUAUCGUACUCCUAAGAUCUUUCUCCACAGUGGCUGCCUUUCUUGAACAUCAAAAGUCCUUUAGGGAUUAAGUUUCUACUCUGUAUGUGCGCGUGUUGGAGGGGGGAAUAAUUCCUACCCGAGCAGAACUGUGAAUUUGCUGUUUUCCACACAGCCGAGAGAGACUUUAAAAAGGUAAAUGGUUUUCCACAUUUUGAACUGAAGCAUUGUUAGCAAAGUAGCGAGAUGAAUUAAAAAGGAUCUAUUCAUAUUUUGCUGCAA
This is a messenger RNA of Lacerta agilis (Sand lizard), 1719 nucleotides long. RefSeq names its product mitochondrial fission regulator 1 like (gene MTFR1L). Bases 570 to 1427 code for a protein of 285 amino acids. The record is from RefSeq and is a predicted model, not a curated record. The transcript is spliced from 9 exons. Gene Ontology annotation, cellular component: mitochondrion. Gene Ontology annotation, biological process: mitochondrial fission; aerobic respiration. NCBI's taxonomy places the organism in Eukaryota, Metazoa, Chordata, Lepidosauria, Squamata, Lacertidae.